Stomoxys calcitrans (stable fly) is the source of this 537-nucleotide messenger RNA. Its product is annotated as histone-lysine N-methyltransferase MECOM. Gene Ontology annotation, molecular function: DNA-binding transcription factor activity; RNA polymerase II cis-regulatory region sequence-specific DNA binding. NCBI's taxonomy places the organism in Eukaryota, Metazoa, Arthropoda, Insecta, Diptera, Muscidae. Gene Ontology annotation, biological process: regulation of transcription by RNA polymerase II. The record is from RefSeq and is a predicted model, not a curated record. Bases 1 to 537 code for a protein of 178 amino acids. The transcript has a single exon.
AUGGAUAACUACAGUUACGAUGAUUACGAAUAUGUUGAUGGUGUGAAACGGCAAAUGGAAAAGGAUAGCUCCGCAAAUGAGAUUAUUACUCCCACAUACAAUAUAAAGGAUGACAUACAAGACGACAUGCACGACGAAAUACACGACGACAUACGAGACAUAAAAGAAGAACACCAACGUUAUUUUGAUGAAAGUGAUAUGAGCCAUUUGCUGGAUUAUCCUGAACCAGGAAACAGCAUUGAUAACCUGGUAUAUAUGCGCAAUGAGGUUACCAAUUUAUAUCACUGCGACCAGUGUCCAUUGGAAUUUAAAUUGCUGCGAAACCUAAGGCGACACCUGCUAACGCACUCCGAUAAUCGGCCAUUUAAUUGUGAAUUUUGUGAAAAGACCUUUAAACGCAAGGAUAAUUUGCAAAAGCAUUUACGUGAUAUACAUUCCGAAAAGCAUUUUUCAUGCAAGGCAUGCGAUAAAGGUUUUGCCACCUAUGGCCAGUUACAACGACAUCAGCUAACACAACGUCACCGAAAAAACCGAUGA